Molecule: messenger RNA, 575 nt
Organism: Staurois parvus
Lineage: Eukaryota; Metazoa; Chordata; Amphibia; Anura; Ranidae
Source: the annotation of a GenBank genome assembly
GAUAUCACACAGAAGGGUUAUGAGAAGAAGAGAUCAAAGUUAAUAGGAGCAUAUCUGCCUCAACCGCCAGGGGUGGAUCAAGUACUGCCACCGGAACGUAGAACGCCCGUCACCCCCUCCUCUUCCUCCAGGUAUCAUCGCAGACGGUCCUCAGGUUCACGAGAUGAGCGCUAUCGUUCAGAUGUUCACACAGAAGCAGUCCAGGCAGCCCUUGCUAAACAUAAAGAAAGGAAAAUGGCUGUACCUAUGCCAUCAAAACGACGCUCAUUGGUGGUGCAAACAUCUAUGGAUGCGUACACACCUCCAGAUACCUCUUCAGGGUCAGAGGAUGAAGGCUCAGUACAAGGGGAUUCCCAGGGAACUCCCACCUCAAGCCAAGGGAGUAUAAAUAUGGAGCACUGGAUCAGCCAAGCAAUCCACGGAUCAACCACGUCAACCACUUCUUCCUCCUCCACACAGAGCGGGGGGCAGCAGUGCUGCACACAGAUUAGCAGAUGUUAUGGCCCAAACACACAUAGGAAAUAAAAGGACAGACGGACAGUACCACAGUAUGUAUAGCCGAGUCUUCUGAUGUU